AUGAGUGAUCUCGGGUUACUAUCAAACUAUCUUGGUAUCGAGGAAGACCAAAAGAAAGAUAACAUCGAGGUGAAGCAGGAAGCUUAUACGAAGAAGGUGUUGAAUAGUUUGCAAUGGAGGAUUGUAACUCGAGCAAGUAUCCUAUGGAAAAAAAUUUUGAAGCUUGAAAAGGAUGUGGGAGGAAGCUUAGUGAAUCUGAAGGAGUAUAGGCGUAUCAUAGGGUGUCUUAGGUACUUGACGCACACUCGACCUGAUAUCUCUUAUGCAGUUGGCAUAAUUAGUCGAUACAUGGAGAAACCUACCACUCUACGCCAACAAGCAGUAAAAUAA
Molecule: messenger RNA, 330 nt
Organism: Impatiens glandulifera
Lineage: Eukaryota; Viridiplantae; Streptophyta; Magnoliopsida; Ericales; Balsaminaceae
Exons: 1
Coding region: 1-330 (109 amino acids)
Source: RefSeq, a predicted model, not a curated record